Chlorella variabilis is the source of this 1218-nucleotide messenger RNA. RefSeq lists its product as hypothetical. Gene Ontology annotation, molecular function: protein binding. The record is from RefSeq and is a predicted model, not a curated record. The coding region runs from base 1 to 1218 and encodes 405 amino acids. The transcript is spliced from 9 exons. Lineage: Eukaryota; Viridiplantae; Chlorophyta; Trebouxiophyceae; Chlorellales; Chlorellaceae.
AUGGAUUCGGAGCUCCGGGUGGCGGCUGCCCUGCAGGGCCACCUGUCCCGCCUGGAUGAUACCCUCAUGAGGGUGCAGAAGGAGCGGGGGCAAGCGAUGAUAGAGGCGCAGAAGCUGGCGGCGCAGCUGGCGCAGGCGCAGCAGGAGAGCGCCGCCAUGCGCAAGGCGCUCCAGCUCAGCAUGCGGAGCGCCGGCGCCAGCGCCGACGGCGCGGGCGCCUCGGCGGCCGCCGCCGUCCCCGCGCCCCGCGCCGCCGCCGCCUCGCCAGGCGCGCCGGCUGCUUCGGCGGCGGGUGGGGCGCCUCAGAAGAGAGCAGGGGACGAGAUUUACUUGCUGGGGGGAAACAACAACACUAGCGAGGCGGCGGCGCCAGACGGCGGCUGGCUCCGCAGCCUGCUCAUCUACACACCCGCCACAGGCUCCUGGCGCAGCGGCCCCGACAUGCCGCUGUGCCGCGGCUACGGCUCCAGCGGGGUGCUGGGGCGCCACCUGUAUGUGAUGGGUGGCGGCAAUUCUCACGAGUGGCUGGCCGACUGCCGCCGCCUGGACCUGGCCAGCGGCAAGUGGGAGCAGGCCCCCUCCAUGUCGGUCCUACGCGGCUGCGCGGGUGCCGCGGCGCUGGGCGCGCGCCUGUACGUGGCGGGCGGCGGCGUGGCCGACUCCCAGUUUGACACAGUCGAGAUGUUCAACCCGGAGAUCAAUGCCUGGAUGCCUGGCCCCAAGCUGCGCGCCAAGCGCUUCUCCACCGCCGCCUCUGCGCUGGACGGCUGCGUGUAUGUGACGGGCGGCUACGACGGCAGCUACCUGCAGUCUGCUGAGCGGCUGGACCCUCGGGAGGGCAAGUGGCAGCUGAUUCCCGACAUGCGCGAGAAGCGCGGCGCGCACGCCUGCUCCGCCGGCCCCGGCGGCCUGCUGUACGUCGUGGGCGGCUACGACGUCAACCACCCCAACAACGCCUUCAUGGCCACAGUGGAGGCGUUUGAGCCGCGCAUGGGGCGGUGGGUGGCCAAGCGGGGCAUGGGCCAGGGGAGGGCCUACAGCGCGGCUGCGUACGCCGACGGCGCGCUGUGGGUGGUGGGCGGCAUGCAGGGCGACAACUACAACGAAACGUUUGAGCGGUAUGAUCCCGAGGCCGACCACUGGGUCAGCGUGGCGCUGCCCCCCCACAUCUCCACCAACCGCGCUUUCCUCACCGCCGAUGUGGUGCCCGCCCUCUGA